AUGAACCAUUCAGUUUACUCACUACUCUUUCUACUCACCUUUUCCAUAAAAUAUCAACAAAUCGCAAAAGCCAGCAACCUUAACAUCGUCAAGCAUUUUGGUGCAAAACCCGACGGCAAAACCGACUCCACCAAAGCCUUCCUCGCCGCAUGGGACUCUGCAUGCGCCUCAAUAAAAAAGGCCACUAUUUAUAUUCCUCCCGGCCUGUAUUUUAUUCAAAGGGUUCAGUUUUAUGGCCAGAAAUGUCGUAAGAGAUUUAACCAUACCAAUAAUAAUGAUCAGUACGUCGGAAUUGUCAUUCGGAUAGAUGGUGUGCUCUUAGCUCCCACAGAUUAUAAUAAUAAUAAUGUGACUACUUCAAAUUGGCUUCAAUUUCAAAGGGUUCAUCGUCUUUCUAUCGUCGGAUCAGGAACUCUUGACGGAAAAGGCUCUGCUUUAUGGGAUUGUAAGGCCGCCCACAACUCACCCAUAAGUUGCCCCGUCGGACUUACGACAAUGGGUUUUCAAGAAUGCAAGGAUAUAACAAUAAACGGAUUAACAUCAAUAAAUAGUCAAUUUUUUCAUAUUGUAUUAAAUAAGUGCCAUAAUGUGAAGAUGAAAGGAUUAAAGAUCAUAGCUCCUGCUAACAGCCCUAAUACCGACGGUAUUCAUGUCCAGCUUUCGUCUAAAGUAAGUAUACUCCAUACGAAGAUUGCGACCGGAGAUGAUUGUAUCUCGAUCGGUCCAGGCAGCUCCGAUAUCUUGAUACACAAUAUUGUUUGUGGCCCGGGCCAUGGCAUAAGCAUUGGAAGUCUAGGAUGGGAAGUGAAAGAGCCAGGGGUAGAGAAUGUGACAGUUAAGACAGUUAUAUUAUCAGGAACACAAAAUGGUUUAAGAAUAAAGACAUGGGGAAGACCUAGCAAUGGUUUUGUUAAAAAUGUCAUUUUUCAAGAUGUCUUCAUGUCUAAUGUCCAAAAUCCCAUCAUCAUUAACCAGAAUUACUGCCCCCACAAUAUAAAUUGUCCUGGCCAGAACUCGGGGAUAAAGAUCAACAACGUGUUGUAUAAGAAUAUAUAUGGAUCUUCGGCUACCAAGGUUGGAGUGAGGUUCGAAUGUAGCAAAAGUGAGCCUUGUAGUAAGCUGAAGACAGAAAAUGUAAAUCUUACCUACGAUGAUGAGCCAGCUGGAGAUUCAUGUGUUAAUGCUUUGGGUUCGGGACCAACAACUUCUUGUUUGGUAUAGUCGACACACAAUGCUUAAUUAUAUAUAGUAGAU
This is a messenger RNA of Impatiens glandulifera, 1254 nucleotides long. Its product is annotated as polygalacturonase-like. Gene Ontology annotation, molecular function: polygalacturonase activity. The transcript has 4 exons. The coding region runs from base 1 to 1221 and encodes 406 amino acids. NCBI's taxonomy places the organism in Eukaryota, Viridiplantae, Streptophyta, Magnoliopsida, Ericales, Balsaminaceae. Gene Ontology annotation, biological process: carbohydrate metabolic process. The record is from RefSeq and is a predicted model, not a curated record.